Messenger RNA from Lottia gigantea (owl limpet), 1512 nucleotides. RefSeq lists its product as hypothetical. The transcript is spliced from 14 exons. NCBI's taxonomy places the organism in Eukaryota, Metazoa, Mollusca, Gastropoda, Lottiidae. The annotation marks the transcript as partial. The record is from RefSeq and is a predicted model, not a curated record. Gene Ontology annotation, cellular component: Golgi apparatus.
AAAGUUCAUUGGACAGAUUUUGAGGGAGAUAAGUAUGUGGAUAAAAAACGUGUGAAAGAAGGAGAAGAUAGUUAUUUAAAAAAUAAGUUUAAUCAACUAGCUAGUGAUAAUAUUAAAUCUGAUCGCAGUGUUCCUGAUACAAGACAUUCUUUAUGUCGAGAUAACCAAUGGAAAGUAGAUUUACCAGCUACUAGUGUUAUAAUUACAUUUCAUAAUGAGGCUAGAUCUACAUUACUACGUACAAUUAUAAGUGUCUUUCUGAGAAGUCCUGAUAAUUUAAUAGAAGAAAUUAUAUUGGUAGAUGAUAACAGUGUAGAUCCCUCAGAUGGAUUAGAAUUAACUACAAUAGAAAAAGUAAAAUUGAUACGCAAUGAACAAAGGGAAGGUUUAAUAAGAUCGAGAGUGAAGGGUGCUAAUGUUGCUAAAGCUCCAGUGUUAACAUUUCUAGAUAGUCAUUGUGAAUGUAAUGAACAUUGGUUAGAACCAUUAUUAGAACGAGUAGCUGAGGAUGCCACAAGAGUUGUUAGUCCCAUUAUAGAUGUUAUUAGUAUGGAUAAUUUUGACUAUAUAGGAGCGUCUGCUGAUUUAAAGGGAGGAUUUGAUUGGAAUCUAGUGUUUAAAUGGGAUUAUAUGACAGCUGAUGAAAGAAAGAAAAGAUCAUCAAAUCCUAUAUCACCCAUCAGAACACCAAUGAUAGCUGGUGGAUUAUUUGUUAUUGAUAAAAGUUGGUUUGAUAAGUUAGGACAGUAUGAUCCAGAGAUGAAUGUAUGGGGUGGAGAAAAUUUAGAAAUAUCAUUCCGUGUGUGGCAGUGUCAUGGAUCAUUAGAAAUUAUACCAUGUAGUAGAGUAGGUCAUGUUUUUAGAAAACAACAUCCCUACACCUUUCCUGGUGGUAGUGGUAAUAUAUUUACUAGAAACACCAGAAGAGCAGCUGAAGUAUGGAUGGAUGAUUAUAAACAAUUUUAUUAUUCUGCUGUACCAUCUGCUAAACAUGUUGAUUUUGGAGAUAUCAGUAAAAGAUUAGAAUUAAGAGAAAGAUUACAAUGUAAACCAUUUAAAUGGCUUUUAGAGAAUGUUUACCCAGAAUUAAAAAUACCUGAAAAAGAAGAUAUAUCAUAUGGUAGUAUACAACAAGACAGUAAAUGUAUUGAUACUAUGGGACAUUUCUCUAAUGGUUUAUUAGGACUUUAUCCUUGUCAUCACACUGGUGGUAAUCAGGAAUUUUCAUUAAGUAAAGAUGGUAGUAUAAAACAUUUAGAUCUAUGUUUAACAUUAACUGGUGUUGGUUCUGGUAAUAUGAUCAAAUUAUUUCAGUGUCAGCGAAAUAAUUCUUAUCAGAAAUGGGAGAGAACAAAUGAGGGUACAAUGAUAAAACAUCGUGAUUAUGAUUAUUGUUUUGAUAGUAAUAGUGAUAAUAAUGCUUUGAUAGCCACAGAUUGUGAUGAUCAAUCUGAAACACAAAAAUGGACUUUAAGUUUAGAGAAAACCUUAAUUACAGUUAGGUUAUAUUAG